UGGCAGGGGGCGGGGCGUCGCACGCAGAGCGGCAGUCCUCUGAGUAGCGGAGCAGAAAGCGGCCGCGCGGGUUACAGCCGGAUCUCCGCGCGCCCCUCCGUGUUUUCCGCCCCGGAUGGAUCUUUAACCCGACCGGGAGACUUCACCUCUGCUCUCCGUUGCCCCAAAGGAGAUAUUUGACACUUUUCCCGGUCGCGUGGCAGGAUGAAGUACAAAAACCUGAUGGCCAAAGCGCUGUACGACAACGUGCCGGAGUCCCCAGAGGAGCUGGCCUUCCGUAAGGGCGACAUCCUGACCGUCAUCGAGCAGAACACCGGCGGCCUGGAGGGCUGGUGGCUCUGCUCGCUGCACGGCCGGCAGGGCAUCGCCCCCGGCAACCGCCUCAAGCUGCUGAUCGGCCCGCUGUUCGAGGCCCAGCCGUCCGCCGCCACGACCACCACGCCCCCCCCCGCCGGCGCCCAGGGCCCCCACCAGCGGGCCCCCCAGCAGCAGAGCAUCUACCAGGUGCCUCCAGGGCAGGACGUCUACCAGGUGCCCCCCACCAGGAGCACGCCGGCCUCAGACUGCAAGGUGGUGACCCCGGCCAGGGUGGGACAGAGCUACACCUUCAGCCCCGGCCAGCAGGACCUGUACGACGUCCCCCCCUGCAGAUCACAGGGGGUGUACGAUGUCCCCCCCGGGCAGGGGUACCCGGCCCAGUCGGGGGGAGCCAGAAACCAGGGGGUGUACGAUGUCCCCCCCUCUCAGAUGGACCCCCGGACACAAGGCGUUUACGACAUACCCCCCUCCUCACAAGGGGUCUACUCGGUGCCGCCCUGCAGGACCGCCGCGGCCCUCCAGGAGGGGAACUACGACUUCCCGCAGCCCCUCAAACACAAGCAGGAGGGCAUCUACGACGUCCCGCCCCCCCUCGCCGCCAUGCCCGCCAGCAGCCCGUCUAUUUACGACUUCCCCCCCAGCGUGGAGCCACAUCAUCCCGUCAAUGGCAGCGAGGGCGUCUACGACGUGCCUCCGUCCCAGCGGGACGUCUACGACUUCCCCCGGGGGGCGCCGCCCCCCCCACACCGGGCGCCAGUGGUGGCGGCGGCGGCCGACCUGGUGGACGGCGUGAACCGGCUGUCGUUCUCCAGCACGGGCAGCUCUCGCAGCAGCAUGUCCACCUCCUCCUCGUCCACAGGCUCCGCCCCCGAGGCGCGGUUGGGCCUGGACCUGGACGCCGGCGUGCAGCGGCUCCAGCGCCUGCAGCAGGCCGUGGAGCUCGCCGUGGGGGCGCUGCACGCCACCGCCGCCUCCCCCCACUGGAGGACGUUUCCCUUCAUGGAGCGGCACGCCAACGACGUGCGGGUCGGCCUGGACCGCGUCCGGGCGGCCGUGGGGGACUUCACGGCGUUCGGCAGAGGAGCCGCCGCCAACGCCGCCGGCCUGCCGGACGCCGGCCUGCACGCCAAACUGAGGCGGCAGUUGGGGCGCCUGGAGGACUCCCAGCAGAUCCUGCUGCAGACCCACCAGGCCCUGGAGGCCGGCGGCUGGGCCCUGAACGCCCCGCCCGCCCCGGGGGGGAGGCACCACGCCAAGAGCGACGAGCUGGACCGCUUCCUCAUGGUGUCCCGGACCGUCCCCGACGACGCCAAGCAGCUGGCCUCCACCAUUGGCGCCAACGCCGAGCUGCUGUUCCGGCGGGCGCACGGGGACGGCGGCCUGCCCGAGGAGGCCCCCGCCCACCUGCUGGCCUCGCCCCCAUCCGACAGCGACAGCCACAAGGCGCACACCAAACCCUUCCCCCUGUCGGCCAGCCAGGACAAAGACAACAUGAACAGCGAGAAGUGCGUCAAAAGCUGGAUGGAGGACUACGAUUACGUCCAUCUGCAGGGAAAAGAAGACUUUGAACGACAGCAGAAGGAGCUUUUGGACAAGGAGAACAUCAUCAAACAGAGUCAAGUUCAGCUGGGCCAGGAACAGAUCAACCAGUUCAGGAAGCUUGAGCAGGAGGUGAUCAAACCGGUGGAGAGCGACUUCUCCCAGUGGACGAGCGGCUCGCUAUCCGGGUUGCCGUCCGACCCAGCUUCGUCCCACGUGGGCGCCCGGGACCGCCAGUUGCUGGGCUUCUACUCGCAGCAGUGCGAGCAGCACUUCUCCACGCUGCUGGGCGCCGUGGACGCCUUUUUCGGUGGCGUGCGGGCCGGACAGCCGCCGCGCAUCUUCGUGGCGCACAGCAAAUUCGUCAUCCUGAGCGCCCACAAGCUGGUCUUCAUCGGGGACUCCCUGUCCCGGCAAGCCGCCGCGCCUGAGUUGGCCAACCGGGUCAUGAACUCCAGCAACGUGCUGUGCGACCUGCUGAGGUCGGUGGUCGCCGCCACCAAGAUGGCGGCCCUGAACUACCCCAACGCCGCCGCCAUCCAGGACAUGGUGGACCGGGUGGCCGGCCUGUCGCACCAGGCGCAGAAGUUCAAGGAGCAACUGCUGCAGAUGGCCAGCGCCUGAUGCGGUCCGGACCCAGACCCAGACCCCGACCCGGACCUGGCCUGGGCCUGCCUGAGGUGGCCCUACCAGACCUGGACCCGGUUCUGACUAGGCCCGGACAUGGACUAAGCCCAAACCCGGCCCGAACCGGCGUGGACCGGCCCGACCGGCUUGGAACGGCCUAUACCGGACCUGGACUGGGCCCGGAUCUGGACUAGGUCUGAAUCGGCCUGGACCCAGACUCAGCCCGGAUCUGCACCUGGACUAGGCCCAGACAUGGACUAAGCCCAAACCUGGCUUGAACCGGCCCGAACCGGCUUGGACCGGCCUAUACCAGACCUGGACUAGGCCUGGAUCUGUACUAGGUCUGAACCGGCCCAGACCCAGACUCAGCCCGGACCUGGACUCGGCCCGGACCUGCACCUGGACUAGGCCCAGACCCGGCCUGAGCCGGAGAGACUGGCCUUAACUGGACUUGGACUCGUACCCGGUCUGGACUAGACCCGAAUUCAGACCCGGUCUCAGACCCAGACCCAGACCUGGCCCAUACCCGGACCCAGCCUGGUUCAGACCCGUACCCGGAUCCAGACCCGGUUUCAGACUCUGACCCGGACCCGGCCUGUAAAUAGCUGCUCUGAGUUUCUUUGCGCCCUGUUUAGCGGCUCCGUUGUCGUGGAGAAGCUUCCGGAACAUUCCGUCUCUCUGAGCUCUCUGAUUGGUGGACGCUGAGCUGGAACUUGUAACUGUUCAUGGAGCCUAAAGUAAAGACUCUUCUUCCCACCAGGCUGCGUCGUCUGUGUUUACUCAAAGGAAACAAACCCAGAUUUUGUCGGCCCAACGCGAAGCUAAACGCCACACAAAUGUGAGCCGCUUCGGCCACAAAGGCUCAUAGAGAGCAGAGUAUUUUAAACCAAACUAAAGAAGCUAAUUCAAGUCAAAUCUGACCGAUUUUACGGAAAAAGGACAAGAAAAUUGAUUUUUAAGCAUCAAAAGAAGCUUUUUGGGAGAAAAUAAAAUGUGAAAAAGGUCAUUUUUGUCUGAUAUUGAAUUAAAUAUUAAAGAAAUAUGAAGCUCUUUUUAAAUAGAGCCUCAUAAAGAUCAGAGUUU
Molecule: messenger RNA, 3567 nt
Organism: Menidia menidia (Atlantic silverside)
Lineage: Eukaryota; Metazoa; Chordata; Actinopteri; Atheriniformes; Atherinopsidae
Source: the annotation of a GenBank genome assembly